Molecule: messenger RNA, 4676 nt
Organism: Salarias fasciatus (jewelled blenny)
Lineage: Eukaryota; Metazoa; Chordata; Actinopteri; Blenniiformes; Blenniidae
Product: FERM, ARHGEF and pleckstrin domain-containing protein 1
Exons: 25
Coding region: 290-3586 (1098 amino acids)
Cellular component (GO): cytoskeleton
Molecular function (GO): guanyl-nucleotide exchange factor activity; cytoskeletal protein binding
Source: RefSeq, a predicted model, not a curated record
GAGUGGAUCCGCCGCCCGCUCCGAUGUAAUCCCUCUCUCUCCCCGAUCCCUCGCUCAGUCGUCCGCCAUGGCGACCGCCGGAAGCCGCCGCCUCCUCCUCCUCCUCGGUGCGAGCCGCCUUUAAAAAAAAAAAAAAAAAAAAAAAAAACUCCCCACGGGACUCGCUUCCUUCCCCACGCCGGCUGGACGUGGAUGUGAUUCCCCUUCUCCUCUCAGCUGGGACACACUUUGGCGCGGACGAGGCUGCGUUCGGAGCGUCGGGGCUGAGCAGUGAGCAGUGCAGCGCACCAUGGCGGAGCCGGACCCGGAGCCAAUGUCCUCCGGAGCGGGGCAGCGCCUCGGGGCCCCGGAGACUCUUGGCAUCAGUACACUGGACCCGGGGCACAGACCCCCGGCCAUGCCCCCCGGACGGCACGUCACCAUCAGGGUCCGCAUGCUGGACGACACCGAGGAGCUCUUCGACAUCUCGCAAAAAGCCUCGGGCAAGGUGCUCUUCGACCUGGUUUGCUCCCACAUGAAUCUCAUCGAGGGCGACUACUUCGGCCUGGAGUUUCAGAACCAUCAGAAGAUGAUAGUUUGGCUCGACCACAUCAAGCCAAUCAUCAAGCAGCUCAGACGGCCUAAACACACAACCCUGAGGUUCACUGUGAAGUUCUUCCCCCCGGACCAUGCCCAGCUGCUGGAGGAACUAACACGGUACCUGUUUGCCCUCCAGAUCAAACAGGACCUCUCGUGUGGACGUCUGACCUGCAACGACAGCAGCGCCGCCAUGAUGGUCUCCCACAUCAUCCAGUCCGAGAUCGGGGACUUCGAGGAGAGCCAGUGCCGGUCACACCUCCUCAACAACAACUACAUCCCAGACCAGAUGCCCCUGAUUGACAAGAUAAUGGAGUUCCACUCCAAGAAUGUAGGUCAGACGCCAGCAGAAUCAGACUAUCAGCUGCUGGAGGUGGCGCGCCGGCUGGAGAUGUACGGCAUUCGGCUUCACCCUGCCAAGGACCGCGAGGGCACCAGGUUAAGUCUGGCUGUGGCGCACACCGGCGUCCUCGUCUUCCAGGGACACACCAGGAUUAACGCCUUCAACUGGUCUAAAGUUCGUAAACUGAGCUUCAAAAGAAAACGUUUCCUCAUCAAACUAAGGCCCGACCUGAAUGUGAGUGUUAAUUCAGGACGAUACAGUGUUUUACUACCCAGUAGUUGCUGUAAAUGUGGUUCUCUGUUCCCUCAGAGUUCAUAUCAGGACACGCUGGAGUUCCUGAUGGCCAGCAGGGACUGCUGUAAAGUCUUCUGGAAGAUCUGUGUUGAAUACCACGCCUUCUUCCGCCUCUUCGAGGAGCCCAAGCCCAAACCGAAGCCGGUGCUCUUCACCCGAGGAUCCUCCUUCAGAUUCAGCGGUCGCACGCAGAAGCAGGUGAUUGAUUACGUGAAGGAGUCCGAGUUUAAAAAGAUCCCGUUUGAAAGGAAACACAGCCGAGUCCAGCACAACAGUCACCUGUCGCCGCUGUCGUCUCCACGCCACCACGAAGCGCCGACGGAGAGCGGCGUCUACCGGGACAGAGUGGACUCUCCCUCGCGCCGACACUGGAGGGAGGAGGUGCUGGUGAGCGCCGAGGACCCCUCCACCUCCCGGACGAGCAGGAUGAGCCCCUCCUACCAGAGGAACGGCCACGAGGAGCGGGCGGGCUCCGUGUCCAGGGCGGAGGAGACGAGGGGCUCGCCGCGCCAGAUCCAGCUGGAGCAUCCCAGUGCAGCCGCGGCGCCCGGCAGCCCCCAGCAGUCGUCCUCCCCGGGACACCCCCACGGCAUGGUGAACGGCCAGAAGUCCCUGGACCUGUGCGGCCACAGCCCCGACGGCCGGCAGCCGUCCCCCCUCACCAGCCCGCUGCUCAACGACGCCUGCAGCGUCCGCACCGACGACGAGGACGAGGUCCGGAGGAAGAGGUUUCCGACAGAUCGGGCCUACUUCAUCGCCAAGGAGCUGCUGACCACCGAGAGGACGUACGUGAAGGACCUGGAAGUGGUGACGGUGUCGUUCCAGAGGGCCGUAGGAGACGACGAGGCGACUCCAGACUCGCUGAAAAGCACCAUCCUCUCCACCUUUGAGCCUCUGCACAAGUUCCACACGGGCUUUCUCAGGGAGGUGGAGCAGCGGCUGGCGCUGUGGGAAGGGCGCUCAAAUGCACACAUCAAAGGAGAUUACCAGCGCAUCGGAGACGUGCUGCUGAAGAACCUUCAAGGUUUGAAGCCCCUGGCAGCCAGUCUGAGCCGGCAGUCCGAAGUCCUGCUGGAGCUGGAGAAGGCCUGCCGGGCGUCCCGCCGGCUGGAGGCUCUGUGCAGGGAGUUCGAGCUGCAGAAGGUCUGCUACGUCCCGCUCAACGUCUUCAUCCUGCGGCCCCUGCACCGCCUCGUUCACUACAAGCAGAUCCUGGAGCGCCUGUGCAAACACUACCCGGCCACACACGUGGACUUCAGGGACAGUCGAGCUGCUCUGGCGGACGUGUCCGAGGUGGUGGAGCAGCUCCAGGGAGGCCUGAUCAAGAUGGAGAACUUCCAGAAGCUCCUGGAGCUGAGGAAGGAUUUGAUCGGCGUUGACAAUCUCGUUGUCCCCGGGAGGGUGAGUUCAAAAAACGGUCAAGAAGUGAAUGUCAGAUCUAUUGUUUCACCACGAGAGGCUGAUCGGAGGCGCGUUAAUAACCGGCACAUGCUUCUUGGUUUUCCUUCUCAGGAGUUCAUCAGGUUAGGCUGCCUGAGCAAACUGUCUGGGAAAGGCCUGCAGCAAAGAAUGUUUUUCCUGUUUAAUGACGUCAUCUUAUACACAAGUCGAGGGAUGACGGCGACCAAUCAGUUCAAAAUGCACGGGCAGCUGCAGCUCCACGGCAUGACAAUCAGAGAGAGCGAGGACGAGUGGGGCGUGCCUCACGCCUUCACGCUGGUCGCACAGCGACAGUCGGUGGUUGUGGCCGCGAGUUCUUCGGCGGAGAUGGAGAAGUGGAUGGAGGACAUUAAGAUGGCGAUAGAAAUGGCAACAACCAGCAACGGGCCUUCAUGUGACCUUCUGACCAGCAAUCUGACGGACAACAAAUGCCCGGAGGACUCCUCGGUGGAGGCGGAGUCCGAGGACGACAUGACAGCCUCGCACACCUCGCUGGACAAGCCGGCCGCCCACCGUGGUAACACCAUGGUGCACGUGUGCUGGCACAGGAACACCAGUGUGUCCAUGCUGGACUUUAGCAUAUCCGUGGAGAAUCAGCUUUCAGGGAACUUACUGAGGAAAUUCAAGAACAGCAACGGCUGGCAGAAGCUCUGGGUGGUGUUCACCAACUUCAGCCUGUUUUUCUACAAGUCCCACCAGGAUGAUUAUCCUCUGGCCAGCCUCCCUCUGCUCGGUUACUCCGUCACCGUCCCCUCCGAGUCUGAGAACAUCCACAAGGACUACGUCUUCAAGCUGCAUUUUAAGUCCCACGUCUACUAUUUCCGAUCAGAGAGCGAAUACACCUUCGAGAGGUGGAUGGAGGUCAUCCGCAGCGCCACGCUCCCCUCCGGUCGCGCUCGGGCCCUGAACAGCAAAGAGCCGCACCCCCUCUGAGUCGGCUCGCCCGGCCCGGCCGCCGCCCGUCCCGAACCUCCUGGACUCUCUCGGCUUUUCUUUUCUACGCAUAUCUGGGGACAUUUGUACAUGUGUCCAUGCACAUUUGGUGCUUUUUAAUGCUUUAAUGGUGACACGUCCGCUGGUUUAGACUGCAUCAGAGACUGCAUUUUUUGGCAUUUUUACUCUCAACUCUGAAACCUCUUUUUAAGGAUGUCAUUUUAUACUGUUUUCUAAAUGGUCUGAACCACUUCCUAUCUUUCUGGUUUUACAUUUUGCCAUUGGUUGUUUUUACAGCAGGAAUACGUCGAUAUAGAUCCUCAGUAUUCUUUCUUAGAUUGGUAAACUCUCACGCUGCGUUGUCAUAAACAUUUUUGUCUAUUUGUUCAUUUUACUGAACACGGCUGCUUUGAAAACGGUCCCGUAUCUUCAGUGCCAAACUGGUUUUUAACCGCGUCCGGGACUUUUUUGAUGCUAUUUUGUUACAAGGAGGACCGGGACUGUCCUCUGUGUACCGUGAAAACAGGCCACCCUUUAACGCUCAGUGCGCCGUGCACACCCAGCCCAGCACAAAGGGUCGACGAGGAGAUAUUGAAAUUAUUUUCUGGUAUUAUAGACAACAGUAACCCUAGGACGGAUCAUAGUGUGGCCCGGGGUAGCUGACACCACCAAUAAUGCCAUUUCAAGUAAAGUAAAUAUUCUAUUUGUUGAUCUUUGUUGUAUGAAUGCUCUCAGAGAGCUGGGGGGUUUUUUUGUUUGUUUUUUUUUUUUUUUUUUUUAAUUAACUCUGAUAUGAGACAAAGCCUGACAUGUUCAUAAUCAGUGUAUUAUGAAGGUAAGUGUAAUUGAAAGCUUUAAAAGUUAAGUGUGAAACGAAAUAGAAACUUUCAGUUCCAAACGCCGCCGCCCUCCCGAACACGGAUCCCUCCGCGGGUCUGCCUGGAUGGAAAUAUGCAUUUGACAGGGUUUUGCAGUGAAGUGUAUGAGAUGGAAAACCUCAGUUCUGAUUGGAAUUGCAGAGUUUUUUUUACCAGAAAACUAGAGAGCUAUUUGGAAAUGAAAGCAAUAAAAUCUUACUUAUAAGCUGAAA